AUGAUUUCUUCAACCAACCAGAGCGUUUUCCUGAUCUGGGGUGGUAAGGGAUGGGUCGCUGGUCAUCUCGAGUCGUUACUCAAGGAUCAAGGCAAGACUGUUCAUACCACCACUGUCCGCAUGGAGGACAGAGAAGCAGUCAUUGCUGAGCUAGAGAAAGUCAAGCCUACACAUGUCCUGAACUGUGCAGGCUGUACCGGACGUCCCAAUGUCGACUGGUGUGAAGACAACAAGGCUGCCACCAUUCGUAGCAAUGUCAUUGGCACUUUGAAUUUGGCCGAUGCUUGCGAGCAGCGCGGCAUCCACAUCAGUGUUUUUGCUACAGGAUGUAUCUACACUUACGAUGAGGCGCACCCCAUCGGUGGAGCAGGCUUCAAGGAGACCGACCCUGCCAACUUCUCUGGAUCUUUCUAUUCGGCUACCAAGUCGAAGGUUGAGGAAAUCAUGAUGAACUAUGAAAAUGUCCUGUGCCUGCGCCUUCGCAUGCCAGUAUCCGAUGACCUGCACCCUCGCAACUUUGUCACCAAGAUCACAAAGUACGAACGCGUCGUCGACGUACCAAACAGCAACACCAUCCUGCACGAUUUGCUCCCCGCCGCCAUCGUCCUCGCCGAGAACAACGAGACUGGCGUGUACAACUUUACCAACCCCGGUGCCAUCUCGCACAACGAGGUGCUCGGGCUAUUCCAGAAGAUUGUCCGUCCCAGCUUCACAUGGAAGAACUUUUCGUUGGAAGAGCAGAGCAAGGUUAUCAAGGCAGGACGUUCGAACUGCGAGCUUGAUACUGACAAGUUAGUCAACAAGCUUCGAGAAUAUGGAGUGGAGAUUCCCGAGGUUCAUGAUGCAUACGAGCAGUGCUUCAAGCGUAUGGUCAAGAAUGGCGGAAGCUAA
Messenger RNA from Aureobasidium uvarum, 891 nucleotides. NCBI's taxonomy places the organism in Eukaryota, Fungi, Ascomycota, Dothideomycetes, Dothideales, Saccotheciaceae. The record is from the annotation of a GenBank genome assembly.